This is a messenger RNA of Theileria orientalis strain Shintoku, 2850 nucleotides long. RefSeq lists its product as hypothetical. The record is from RefSeq and is a predicted model, not a curated record. The transcript has a single exon. Lineage: Eukaryota; Apicomplexa; Aconoidasida; Piroplasmida; Theileriidae. The coding region runs from base 1 to 2850 and encodes 949 amino acids.
AUGUCCUUGGUAUCUCAUGACUUGGCUAACCCUCCAGCUGUUUACAAAAACAGUACUGUUUUGUUUUCCUACCAUGUGAAAAAGGUGACCCUUAAACCAUGGGUUGCCAAAUACCUGGAUUCAGUUCCUUUGAAGUUAAAAUGGGAGCUUGAGUCUCCAGAAGGUGAUUUGGUGCCGGAGCCUCAGCUCCCCAGUCUUAUUACGAAGUGGGAGUCAGAUAGCUUUAAGCUCGAGGGGACCCAGGCCUCAAAUGUCGACACUAUCUUCUUACUGGCCCAGACUGUACGGGAAAGCGACAAUCUGAUCUUGAACGGGAGCAAUUUGAAAGUGUCGCUCGUGAUCGAUAACUCGACCAACGUGGUGGUCGGAACGUGCACGUGCAACUUGGAAGAGUUCAAGGUCCGUUCCAGGUUUCACCCUCAUUCGUUCGAGUUGAUGAACGAGAGUAAGAUGUUUAUUGGCUACGUAGAUAUAUUUUACGUCUCACAGCAAAGGUGGGUGAGGAUCAACAAGGCCUCGCUGCCCAUGAUAAACAAGAAGGAAACGGAGUACAACUCGAGUCCAGAGUCGAGUUUAAACACGAGUUCAGCGUCGGGGCGAAGGACUGAGGAUGGGACGACGCUGAGCUGCUCCUCCUACGGAGACACAGAGACGCCGUUUUCCUCAGUCAACUCCCCCAGGGAGGACUACGUUUUAAUCUUCUGGAACUCAACCAACACUUGCUUCGUCAAGAGCAACCCUAACGACGUGCAGUUGCAGCUGCUGUUCAUGUUUAUUAAGACCUGCUUGAUCGACGGGGACUCGCCGAACUCGUCGAUCCCAUUCGAACUCGGGGACAUAAGGCCGGAGGAGCCCUUCGAGGUCCUGAAGAAGUUCUCGUCCAUGAAGCAGCUUUCCUACAAGGACGCAAAGCACCUGAUGCACAUUCCACACUCGCAGAGGACCUCGUCGAACAAGUCGAGUUCAGAAAAUAACAUAUUCACCCUGGAGGACGACGAGAAGAUGUCGACCACCGAUGAAUCAAACUUUGAAAUACAGCACAGCUCGAGGCUGUACACAGAGUCGGUGCCGAGCACCCAGAGGAUGCUGAGCGGCGUCGACAUAAAUGACCCUGCCUCCUUCUACAACUUUAUUUCGAAGCAGAACAAGCACUUUCAGACGCUGCUGUCGAAGCGCUUUCUGUCGCCGACCUCAAGUUUGAACACCACGACAAGUUCAGUAUCGAACAAGUUUACAUCCCAGGCGAGCAAGAAGACGAGGUACCUGAGUCAGAGCCAGUCGUUCGAUGACGAAAGCACGAGGUACAACAGCCUCCCGACGUACUCGAAGUCGAUUGAAACAGUCGCCUCCUACGCGGACAUAACGCAGAAGACGACGAACACCAUGACCACGGGCCUGGUUUCGUACAGAAACGAGGGCGCAGCGACAGUCGACGAGGAGUCGCUCACUAUCGGCGACGCAACCGCAACGACCACAAAGACCCUCAACACCAACAGGACCUUUCAGGACAAGUAUAAACAGAACACCACUAAGACGAAUUUGUACGAUAUCGAUGAGAACGCGGCCAACGUGUACAUGAAGGACAGGGACGUGCCGACCAUUGGCAACGGCAACGUCACCAGUGCUGCCGAGCAAGAGAAAGCACAAGAGAGUGCCGACGCUGUGGAGAAGCCUGAUCAAGUCAAAUCAGUUCAGCAGGCUGAGGCUUCGGAAUCCUCCGUCGAGUCUGAGCAGGAAAAGGCGGAGAGUGCCGACGGAAGCAGCUACGCGACUAAGAAGUCAGAUGCCAGCUUUGUGACGCCCACCAAGAGCUCAAUAACCGUCUACAGCAUCUACAGCCCCAGGGACUACAUCGAGGGCCUCUCUGCGGCCAGCGAGUCCGCCGACGACACCGACGUGGGCUCAGAGUCGGCCUCGAGGACCUCAGAGUCGCCCUCUAACACGAAGCCGGCCUUCUACGACAAGUACUUCUUCGGCGAGGACAAGAAGCCGGACGGACAGGCCAAGUACGCCUACUACGGCUCCGACUCCGAGAUCGACGCCGCGGGCCUGCUCGCCGGCUACAGGCAGACUGAGGACCUGCAGGUGAACCGGGCGCUCCACUGCGAGAGGUCGCUGCUGAACUUUGAGACGAUCUCCAAGGACCUGCAGACCAUCGGCGAGCUCAAGUCGGCCGCAGACCCCGAGCUCGGCUCCUUCGACAGCGCGCUCAUCUUCAAGGCUCUGCAGGACGCGCAGAUCCUGAGGGUGCAGGGGCAGACGCUGCCGACCUCGGCCUACCUCAAGUUCUUCCUGCGGUACCUGCGCUGCUACAACCAGAAGCGCGUGCCCAUCGUGGUGUACCUGCAGAUCAUCACCUUCAAGCAGCUGGACACUAUGAAGCGCAUAUCCAGCUCCUCCUCGGAGAUCCUCAGGUUCAUCAACGUCGCACUCGAGGCGCUGAUUUACGAGCUCCAGGUCUCCACGAGCAUGAACUUGGGCGGCCCCGAGGGCGCGCGCGGCCUUCUGUUUCAGCGCUCCGCGUCCUUCAACGGCAAGGCUGAGAGCGACGAGGAGACUGACCUCUUCAUGUUCGACUCUGAGAACGACCGGGUCGACUUCGCCGAGUUUGAGACCAACAGCGCCUUUUCCGGCGACGAGUACGUCGUCUUCCAGAACAUUCUUGCCAAGAUUUCCGAGGAGGCCCACUCUCUCGACACCCGGAGCCUCGUCUACGUCUCCAGGCUCAACUCUCCGCCCGUGAAGAACCGCGGCUGCAUCUUCAGGAUUAACGCCCUCAAGGUCGUCUUCUAUCGCACCUUUUGCGGCCGCAGGAAGCUUCUGUCGAACGGCCACACUCUUAAGCUGUGA